GUCUGCUUGUUAGACUCCAGUUCUAGGUUGGCCCCUGCUCCUUCUGGUAUUUCACUUCGUCGGGCUCGCGCCGUUGUUAGUUUCAUUCUCGGGAGAGAAUAAACGACGUCAUCGUUGUUCCCAGCCCCAUUCUUUUUCCAUUUUCGCGCUGUCGUCGUUUCGUUCCCCAUUUUUCGCCGCCCCCAUUUUCCCCAAUUUUCCUCAUAUUUCGCCAUUGUGGGCACUUUCACUUCCGGCGUUUCGCGUAGGCCAGCAAUUACCAUGAGCCAUGGACGUCGUCGUUAAAAAUUCAUCUCACGUACGGGCAUAGGCUGGAUAGUAGGAGACCAUUUCCAGGCCUUGGACAUUCAAGAUGGACGGCGGGGAUUACAUCUUGGAGGAGACGGACGGCGGCAGGCACCGGUUUCUGGUGGAGCUCGAGUUCGUUCAAUGCCUGGCGAAUCCGAACUACAUUCACUACCUCGCACAGAACAAGCAGUUCGAAGACCCAGCAUUUGUCAACUACAUUCACUACCUACAGUAUUGGCGGACGCCCCCGUAUUCCACUUUUAUUGUGUACCCACACUGUCUCUACUUCCUUGAGUUGCUUCAAAGCGAGCACUUCCGCACUGCCAUGGCGCAUCCUGCCCACAAGGAGCUAGCCCACGGGCAGCAGUUCUAUUUCUGGCAGCAUUACCGGAACAACCGGCUGAAGAUGAUGCAUCAACAGAGGCAGCUGCAGGCAGCAGGAGAUGCAACAGAGACUGACACAGAUACAAGCACAGGGGGUCCGCCUCCUCAGGGUUUUCCUACUGCUGCUGGUACUGGUGCUACCAGAGGUGUUAGAGCUGGGAGUUCUGGCACUGCGGCUGGUAAAACAGCAACGAGUGGUGGUGGGGCUACAGCUAAUGCUGCCUCAACUGUCCCCGGAACGCCUGGUCUUGCAACUUCUCUUCAUGCCUCCACGCCUCCUCUUCCUCCUGCCUCUCCUUUGCCUCCCCUGCCCAUGGCUGCUCAUCCUUCCGGGCACUCUGCACCUCACAAACCUCCUGCUUCAGGCUCGGGAACUGGUUUGGCCGGAGCAGGAGCGGGUGGGCCAGGAAGAGCAGCAAUGCAUGGUGGUCGCACUCCUCCAUCUGCACCAGGGCAAUCCUCACGCAACUCCUCUGGUUCUCAACAGAGUGGUGGAAAGCCAGGUGCCCGCCGCCCACCCCCCAGCAGCCCUGGGCAGAGGCCAGGAGGGGGAGGGGGGGGUACUGCUGGAGGGGGUGGGGGAAGGGUGGGUGCAUCAGGAGCAGCAGUGGGAGGUGGUGGUGCGCCACAUUCGUCCGGCACUGCAUCUCCUGGUGGCAAUCGGCAAGAUGCUGCUGCAAGACCCAAGAAGCGGAAAGCAUUGCCUCAAUAAUGAUUGACGUUAGUUGAGGGUUCCAGAGCAUGUUAUGAAUAGCCUGAUAACCAAUAAGCCGAAGUACAAUUG
Closterium sp. NIES-67 is the source of this 1456-nucleotide messenger RNA. The record is from the annotation of a GenBank genome assembly. Lineage: Eukaryota; Viridiplantae; Streptophyta; Zygnematophyceae; Desmidiales; Closteriaceae.